AUGUCGCUGAAUUUCUCCAUCGACAGACUGGUGGACAACGAUAAAGGCGAUUCACAGGAGGAACGUGCUCCAAUUGCACAAACAUUAUCUUACUUUGAUGUCUUAUUACCUCAUGUACAGAUGGCAUCAGCAAACCCAUUUCUGAGUGGACUUUCGGAUUCACCAUCAAGUCAUAAUCGUCUCUGGUCUCAACAGUGGAUCGAACUUCUACAACAGGCGAAUUCCUCACAAUUCGGUGAAGUUGCGGCCGGAUUGUUCUUGCAACCAUUCCGGAAGAGCAAACGAAUUCGGACCGCUUUCUCCCCGUCUCAAUUGCUGCAACUGGAGAGAGCAUUUGAAGGAAAUCACUAUGUUGUUGGCACGGAGAGGAAACAACUUGCAAAUCGAUUAGCUCUCUCUGAAACACAGGUCAAAGUUUGGUUCCAAAAUCGUCGAACAAAACAUAAACGAGUGCGAGUUGAAUGUGGACAACGAUCUCAAUCGAACUCACCACCACCACACGGCGAUGAGGAUCAUCAGAAUCCGCCAUCUGUACAACAACAACCAUCUCAUACCGCUAUUACUGAUAAUAUCUCAUGA
Necator americanus (New World hookworm) is the source of this 579-nucleotide messenger RNA. RefSeq lists its product as uncharacterized. Gene Ontology annotation, cellular component: nucleus. Gene Ontology annotation, biological process: brain development; regulation of transcription by RNA polymerase II; central nervous system development. The record is from RefSeq and is a predicted model, not a curated record. Bases 1 to 579 code for a protein of 192 amino acids. Gene Ontology annotation, molecular function: DNA-binding transcription factor activity, RNA polymerase II-specific; RNA polymerase II cis-regulatory region sequence-specific DNA binding. The transcript is spliced from 4 exons. Lineage: Eukaryota; Metazoa; Nematoda; Chromadorea; Rhabditida; Ancylostomatidae.